UUCCCCUCGCCCUCUGAGCUGUGUGACUUUUGCCUCUGCGUCCACUUUUCCACGUGAAUUUUUCUGGGGUGGGUUGGCACGUGGGGGCUGCACUUUAGCAGGCUGGCCUGCCCUGUCUCUUCUGCGUUGGAACUCGUGAGGGCUCAAGGUUUGGGGGUGCCAGAUACUGUCCUGGUCUCUCGUUUUGCACAUGCCCGUCUGGCACUGAUGAGUUUUGUUUCAGAAUUCGCUGGGCCUUAGUUACCUUGCUCAUCCUACAUGAAGCACAAUCAUGACAGAUCAAGAAUAUAUCCUAUGCAAAUGGAAGAACCGUUUAUGGCCAGCAAAGGUUUUAUACGAAAACAGAACUUCCAGAAGACCAAUUGUUGCUAAAGCAAAAGCAGCCUCUUUCAAAGUUGAAAUACUCGGUCUGGAAGAACAGACUAAUGUGGACUGUACGGACACGGAGCCUUUGGAGGAGGAGCGCAUAAAAAUCAUUGCCUCUGAAUUAGACCAGAGGAAUAAACCUAGUCACCCUGUGGAAGAACUGAAGUAUCGGAAAGCUCUUAAAAUCGCUCUAGAUAUUUUGAGUGCCUCUCCGAAACAAGUAAGACCUUCAGAUGAGGGACGAACUACUCGAUCAGCCCAGAAAGAAAAUAAAACAAGAACUUCAUUAUCUCCUCCCGUGACUAGAUGUCCAAUAUCUUCCCCAAAAAUAAAAUUGGAAGGGGGUGAGACCUUGAAGAAAAAAAAGAAACAAAAGACAACCAGUCCACAAACUGAUACAGAAAAAAACAAACGAAAAUGUCGGCUCAGUUCCAAGGAGACGGCUAAAACACAUGGAAACAGAACAAAUUCUUUAGUAUCUAAAUCUGGGGACUUUUCUAGCACAUGGAAGUCAGAAAGCCAGCAUUGCAAGACAGCUAAAUCAAAACUAAAAACAUUAACUCAACAGAAAAAAGUAAAAUCCAAAUUGUUGCCAAAGUCCAAAACAGGAAAAAGCUCAUCGCUUUUGCUAAAAGAGAAUGAGAAAAGGAAGAAAGGAAGAAAGAGACCAAGAGAUGCAAGCGAAUCCUCAUCUCCUAGCACUAAAUCCCCAGAUGAUACAGCACGUGUUUUUGUUAGAGAGAGUACCCCAGUAUCUGCUUCCUGCAAUUCUACUAUGUUAAUAUCUGCUGGAAAAAGGCCAAAUGUUAGGGGUUUGCCCAAAAAGAGAUUACUGGAUUUUUCUAUUACAAGUACCUCACCUGAAUUAGAGAGUAACAGCAGUGAAGAAAGAGACACUCCAGCAAGGAAAUAUAAAAUGUUAGAUGGGAGCAAAAAGCCAGUGAAUUCAAAGUGUGUUAGCUGGAAACAAAAGACUACUGCAGUGUCACCUCUGCACAGAAAAGGGGGAUGCAUAAGUGGCCCUGAACCUUUAUCUGGGGCUUCUCAACACACAAAUUAUUCUGAUAGCCCUCUUUCUGAGUUUAAAAAAGAGGAGAAUAAGGAUACUUCAUACAGUCCUGUGAAUAAAACUAAAAACUGUCAGCUACCUGAUUUUGAGGAAGACGAAGAAGGAUUGGAAUCCUCUGAUCUGUCUUUGAAGUUUAGCUCUCCAGGAGAUAUCUCUCUCGAUACAACUUUGGUAGAUGAGGCGGAAGAAGAGGAAGAUGAAGAACUUCCUAGUAUUCUUUUACGUCAAGAACCAUGUUCAAUUGAACCAGGGAUGUUGGUCUGGUGCAAAUUGCGAAGAUAUCCAUAUUGGCCAGCAGUGAUAAAAAGAGUGACGCGGAAAUAUAAAAAAGCAAAUGUGCUGCUAAUAGAAGCGGGUAUGAAUAACAAGAAGGCAAAGGGUUUCUCUAUAGGUCUCAAAAAUCUAAAGCACUUUGACUGUAAAGAAAAGCAGAAGCUAAUAGACAAAGCCAAAGAGGACUACAGCCAGGAAAUUGAGUGGUGCAUUGAAUUGAUUGCUGACUACAGAAUUAGAGUAGGUUGUCGUUCUUUUACAGGAUCCUUCUUGGAAUACUGUGCUGAUGACAUCAGCUAUCCAGUUAGAAAAGAAGUUAAUCAAGGUAAAUUACGAAUGACCUUCCCAGUCAUAGCAGAGGAAGACCUUGAAGAAUCUUUGUCAGAAACUGCACCUAUCAAACCCUCCAAGAAAGUUCUUCCUGAUAGAACAAGGGCCGCCAGAGACAAAGCCAACUCAAAGAUAGUUGACUUCAUAGUGAAGACAAAGGGGGCAGAAGAGCAUCUUUUGGCUAUUUUGAAAAGCAAAAAGCAGUCCAGAUGGCUGAGAGAAUUUCUGAAUUCAAGUCAGUAUAUGACCUGUGAGACCUACCUUGAGGAUGAAGAGCAGUUGGACCUCGUGGUGAAUUAUUUGCAAGAAGUCUGUCAUGAAAUAGAUACCAGGAAGCUGGAUGUAAAAAAUGGUGAUAGAAUAAAAUUUAUUUUGGAUGUCCUUUUGCCUGAAGCCAUCAUUUAUGCAAUUUCUGCUGUGGAUGAUAUAGACUACAAGAAAGCAGAGGAGAAGUACAUAAAGGGACCAUCUGUCAGCAAAAGGUAUGGUGGUUAUUGUAAUCUCCAGAAUUUUACUUGUCAGACUUUUCGCCUAGAAAUUAGCCUGAUUCUCACCCAUCUUUGCAUAAAAAAUCAGCAUGUAGCCCCAACUUUCAGUUCAUAAGGAAAUAAGACUCAUUAGGUUUUACCUUGUUUUCUCAAUCAGUAAAAUCUUCUCAAAAGUGGGCUUUUCUAGCCGUCCCUCAGCUUUUGCAAAAAUAUUACUCUAUAUUCAUAU
Emys orbicularis (European pond turtle) is the source of this 2755-nucleotide messenger RNA. It is a transcript of the gene PWWP3A, whose product is annotated as PWWP domain containing 3A, DNA repair factor. Lineage: Eukaryota; Metazoa; Chordata; Testudines; Emydidae. The record is from RefSeq and is a predicted model, not a curated record. The transcript has 13 exons. The coding region runs from base 272 to 2641 and encodes 789 amino acids.